AAAACAGCACAUGUUGCAUAUUUACACCUGCGCAGUCACGGCGAGCUUUCUACUCAAUUAAUCACGCAGGGCAGCAAGAUGAAGAAGCAAAAGGAGAGCCAAUGCACUCAGAAGACCAUCUCAUUGCUGAGCCCCCUGGGGACGAUCCAAGUCAGUGGAUGUGAGAAUGGUGUGCACACCAUCCAGAUCCUAAUGGAUGUCGCACCUGCUGAAAGGAGCAGCGAGGCCCCCCUGAGCUGUGUGGUCAACGACAGCCCGGCAGAAACGAGCCCCGAGAUGCAGCGCUGCGUUGAAUGGCUCCAGGCGUACUUCAGUGAGCCGCAGACCGCUGGGAGUCUCCCGCUCCCUGCCUUUCACCACCCCGCCCUGCAAGGAGAUGCGUUCACCAGCCGCGUGCUCCACAUACUUCUGAAGAAUGUGAAGUUUGGAGAGACGGUCUCGUAUAAACGCCUCGCUGAGAUGGCGGGAAACCCCAAAGCGGUGCGGGCAGUGGGAGGGGCUAUGAGGAAGAACCCGGUUCCUCUCCUCAUUCCUUGUCACCGAGUCAUUUCCAGCUCCGGACAGAGUGGGCCGUACAUGAGCGGCAAGGGCGACCAUCUCAAACAAUGGCUGCUCACCCAUGAGAGGCAGAGAGGGGAAAGCUGAAGCAUGACAGAGCUCAACUGUCCUUCAUUCAGUACACACACACACACACACACACACACACACACACACACAUUGAUUUGACUGGGUUGAUUUUUUCUGUUUAAGGACACAAAACAAACCCAUAAAGUUAGUUGUGCUUG
Nematolebias whitei (Rio pearlfish) is the source of this 785-nucleotide messenger RNA. It is a transcript of the gene mgmt, whose product is annotated as O-6-methylguanine-DNA methyltransferase. Bases 79 to 645 code for a protein of 188 amino acids. Gene Ontology annotation, cellular component: nucleus. The record is from RefSeq and is a predicted model, not a curated record. NCBI's taxonomy places the organism in Eukaryota, Metazoa, Chordata, Actinopteri, Cyprinodontiformes, Rivulidae. Gene Ontology annotation, molecular function: methylated-DNA-[protein]-cysteine S-methyltransferase activity. Gene Ontology annotation, biological process: DNA repair. The transcript has 5 exons.